AUGUCGCUUAUAGAUGGAGCUUCUCAUCUACGCAGCCUGGUGCAUGACCCUGUAAAGCUACUAACAGGUACAACUUCAACGGCAACAUCAAAGGAGGCUGACUUGAUUGAACCGGAAGCCCAAGUCUUCUCUUCUUCCUCAAGCCCUCCGCCACUGGUAAUCACAAUCGACGACGAUCCUUCUCCACCUCGCGAAAACGAACCGUUAGCUUUUGCCGGCGCCUGCAGCACAAGAGAAAAGAUCGAGGCGCUCCGACGCCUUAUUUGCAGACCCGCUUCUCGCAGCGGUCCGCUGGAGAGCUUGCCUUCUUUGAAUUGCUCACCUCACUACACGUCCCUGGAGAAAGGGCACAGAAGAGCCAAAUGA
Molecule: messenger RNA, 366 nt
Organism: Ostertagia ostertagi
Lineage: Eukaryota; Metazoa; Nematoda; Chromadorea; Rhabditida; Trichostrongylidae
Source: the annotation of a GenBank genome assembly